Messenger RNA from Aspergillus steynii IBT 23096, 2205 nucleotides. RefSeq lists its product as uncharacterized. Gene Ontology annotation, cellular component: nucleus. The coding region runs from base 1 to 2205 and encodes 734 amino acids. The transcript has 7 exons. The record is from RefSeq and is a predicted model, not a curated record. Gene Ontology annotation, molecular function: zinc ion binding; DNA-binding transcription factor activity, RNA polymerase II-specific; RNA polymerase II cis-regulatory region sequence-specific DNA binding. Lineage: Eukaryota; Fungi; Ascomycota; Eurotiomycetes; Eurotiales; Aspergillaceae. Gene Ontology annotation, biological process: DNA-templated transcription; positive regulation of transcription from RNA polymerase II promoter by galactose.
AUGGCGAUGAUGAAGCAUCUCCUGCUCAUCCCGACAAUGUCUUACCGCAAACGGAAGAACAUUGCCCUGGCUUGCGAGCCAUGUCGAGUGCGAAAGGUCCGCUGUGAUGGUGCCGAGCCCAUUUGUAGCUCUUGCGCACGGCGAAAUGACCCCUGCUUCUAUCCCGCAGAUAGACCGAAAAAGCGUCUUGAUAAUAGGUACAUUCGCCAGGUGCGAGACAAUUCUCCCUGCCCCGAGGGUUCUCGACUUGAUCUUGCAGCGUCGGAAGAUGAUAAUAUAUCGCUAGAGACUCCGGCUGUAGCAGUUGAAAAUGGGAAACAGGAAAGCAGCAAUACACCGGUGGCUACUCUGUCUACCAAGGCAUUCUCGACGUCGGAAAUCCGCCAGGAUGAUCAAAACGAAAAUGAUAAAGGUCAUUCUCCCAAUGAGUAUUGGAGUCAAAACCAGCUCACGGCAAUGGGAAUCGCAUCUGAACAACCAUCGGGGGGCUCCGAGAGUCAGAAUGAGUUUUUUGGUAACUCCUCGGUCGCCUCGUUUCUGAAGCAAAUCACCGUCUCCGCUGCUAGUAACUUUGAAGGUGCGUCUUCAGGAACAGGACGGGGAAAAGUUGGCAAAUCAAGUUUCAUUAUCAGUGCCCACGAUCUGCCACAGCGCCAGCUAGGUGACUAUUUGGUCGAAUGCUAUUUCGAUAAAUUCCACUGCCUUUAUCCGUUCAUCCACCGACACUCAUUCUACCGCGCGUACACCAACCUAUGGUCGUCUCAGUUGAUUGCGGAAGAAAAGACCCCUUCGCUUGGGAUUGGCCUGGGUGACCCUACCGUACAGUCGUCGACAUUUCUUUGCGCAUUGAAUAUGAUCUUGGCCCUGGGAUGUCAAUUCUCCCAGUUGGAACCCUCAGUCCGCCAGGCUGCUUCUGCGGAUUUCUUCCAACGGUCCCAAAAGUUCCUAAAUGUGAUUGACCUAGACAAGGGAGACCUCGCCCUCAUACAGACCCUUCUUCUGACAGCGACGUAUCUGCAAGGGGGCGAGUCGCCAUCAAAAUGCUGGAAUAUGAUCGGUCUUGCAUGCAGAGUGGCACAAGGUCUGGGAAUGCAUUCAUUGAAGGCAGAUAGAAAUCGAAAAUCAGCAGAGAUCCAAAUGAGAAGGCGUGUUUGGCAUGGCUGCAUCAUGCUGGAUCUAGCAAGUAGUAUGAUGUUGGGCCGUCCUCCGAUGACCAAUGCCUCGGUAGUCCCUCUGCCACAAGCUAUUGAUGAUGAGGAUCUGGAUUCUUCCGGCCAUACUUCACAUAAUACCCCUCGGACGUCUCGCAGCGAGUUCUACGUUCAAACCCUGCAGCUACACACAAUACUCAGGAAGGUGUUAUUGGAGGUUUAUGAGCCCUGGGAAAAUUUAACCGUGUCCGACCAUUUAGAGCAAAUUAAAGUCGAGCACAACCAUGCCCAAACCGUGAUGAAACUAGACGCAGAGCUCUUGGCCUUCAUUUCCAAGGUUCCGGUAGCCUUGCAAUGGAAGAAACCACCGGAGCUCUCAGAACAAUUUCGCCGCGAAAGUAGUCUACUAAGAGCAAGAUUUCUGCAUCUUAGGAUUUUACUCCUGCGCCCAACUUUAGUCAGGUUGUAUCGGACAUAUCCUACAUCCCAUGAACAAGGAGACUCCAUACACACCAACUCUGAAGGGAGCGGUGCAGGAUCAGGAAGCACGUUGUUCCUAGAUUUCAGUCUCAGCUGUUCAACGCAUUGUGUUGAAGCUGCAAUUGAAUUGUCUCACCUGAUGAAUGAGAUUUCGAGAACCGAGCUAGCCAGCGUCUGGUGGUAUAAUGUUUUCUAUACGUUCAGCGCUGGGGUUGUUCUAGCCAUAGCCCAAACAAUCCCCGUCCUUACCAGCAGGUUCCCCGAACAAGCCCUGACCGAUGCAUGGCAAAGUUGUAUUCAUUGUCUAGAGACGCUCAGCUCUUGCACUAGCACGGCGAAGGUUUGCGCGGACUGUCUCCACACCAUUACGUCCCAAUAUUCUCAUCAAAGCUCGGAAAAUGGUCCUCGUAUUCCUUCUUACGAAGCCUGGGAGCCUGAGACGAACGAAAUGGGCCUAUUUGAUCCACUGCAGCCUGAGUCCAGUAGCAUUUUUGGAGGUGUUCCGACUGGCUCUUUGUUAGAUAUGGCAUGUGAUGACUUUUGGUUGACGGCUCUAGAUCUUCCAAUCUACUGA